GUUAUUUUCUCAUACUGUGUCUAUAAGUAGAAUCAAGUAGCUUAAACCUUUUUGUUUUGUUUUUAUCUUUAGGUACAGGGAAGCGGAGGAAGUCAUUGAGUGCAUCUUAUGUAAUUGGUGCAAUAGCAAUAUGCUCUGCGAUUGGAGUAAUACUACUUCUAUCCGCUACACGGUUUUGGUUAUACAGGAGAAAGUCAAUCAAAAUGAGAUCGGAGGUAAUACUCAGAAAUUCAUCAGCUCAUGAAUCAUCUCAAGGUAAGUUUGUAAUAGAAAUUUUCACACCCUAAUACCAAUCUAUUCUAUCCACAUCAUUAUUUUAUAUUAUUAUAGGCUCCCUGACCAAAUUCAUAUUGUAAUAGAUGAUAUGGAGGACAUCAAGAAUAAUGUGGAAUCAUUGCAAUUCGACUUCAACACAAUUAAGGCCGCAACAGACAACUUCUCUGAAGAUAACAAACUUGGAAGGGGUGGAUUUGGUGAGGUCUAUAAGGGAACACUCGAAAACGGGCAAGCAAUAGCAGUAAAGAGGCUCUCAGAAUACUCUGAACAGGGAACCUUAGAAUUCAAGAAUGAAGUUCUUUUAGUUGCAAAGCUUCAACAUCGAAACUUAGUUAAAUUACUGGGGUUCUGCAUCUCAGAAAAGGAAAAAAUACUUGUCUGCGAGUUCCUGCGUAAUUCAAGUCUUGAUCGCUUCUUAACAGACCCAUUGAAGUGUGCGUCAUUGGACUGGGAAACAAGGUUUAAAAUCAUCACCGGAAUAGCAAGGGGACUUUUAUAUCUUCAUGAAGACUCGCGAUUGAAGAUAAUACACCGAGAUCUAAAAUCCAGCAAUGUACUACUUGAUGAGGCAAUGAAUGCAAAAAUUGCUGACUUUGGCCUUGCUAAGCUUUUCAGAGUGGAUCAAACUCAAGGGGACACCAAGAGAAUUGUAGGAACAUAUGGAUAUAUGGCUCCAGAAUAUGCAUUAGCAGGUCAAUUUUCUGUAAAAUCUGAUGUUUAUAGUUUCGGGGUCAUAAUCUUGGAGGUGGUCACUGGCCAGAGGAACAAUUUCUUCCAUCGGUCACAACAUGAAGAAGGACUACUACACCGAGCUUGGAGACUUUGGAACGAGAAGGCUGCACUAGAGCUGGUAGACUCUUCAUUCAUUAACAAUUUUUCCAUUGAAGAAGUGAAAAUAUGCAUCCACAUAGGUCUACUCUGCAUCCAAGAAGAUGCAACUAAAAGGCCUCGAAUGACCUCAGUUGUUGCUGCAUUGAACGGGCAGUCUGUUACUCUACCUUUGCCUAGCACUCCCACUUCCUCACCGCUAAUAUUGACACUGAUGAAGACCAGCAAAUCCUUCAUGAUCGUAUCGUUGAUGUGUAUACAGGAUCUGAGAAUAUCACAGAACUCUGUCCUAGAUAAUGCCGCAAAUUGCAGUAUUUAUCAAUAG
Molecule: messenger RNA, 1429 nt
Organism: Chenopodium quinoa (quinoa)
Lineage: Eukaryota; Viridiplantae; Streptophyta; Magnoliopsida; Caryophyllales; Amaranthaceae
Product: cysteine-rich receptor-like protein kinase 10
Exons: 5
Coding region: 365-1429 (354 amino acids)
Biological process (GO): protein phosphorylation
Molecular function (GO): ATP binding; protein kinase activity
Source: RefSeq, a predicted model, not a curated record